Molecule: messenger RNA, 556 nt
Organism: Phanerochaete carnosa HHB-10118-sp
Lineage: Eukaryota; Fungi; Basidiomycota; Agaricomycetes; Polyporales; Phanerochaetaceae
Exons: 3
Biological process (GO): protein K63-linked ubiquitination; DNA damage tolerance
Cellular component (GO): nucleus
Molecular function (GO): ubiquitin conjugating enzyme activity
Source: RefSeq, a predicted model, not a curated record
GGCGUGUUCACGCUCGAGCUGUUCCUUCCAGAAGAGUAUCCGAUGGCACCGCCAAAGGUGCGCUUCCUGACGAAGAUCUACCACCCUAAUAUCGACAAACUCGGUCGCAUCUGUCUAGACAUUCUCAAAGACAAGUGGAGCCCCGCGUUGCAGAUCCGGACAGUACUACUCUCGAUACAAGCCCUACUCAGCGCGCCGAACCCGGACGACCCGCUUGCGACCGAUGUUGCGAAGCACUACAAGGAGAACGAGGCCGAUGCCCAGCGUGUCUCGCGCGAGUGGACCGAGAAGUACGCUCACGCCUAAGACCUCGCCGCUCUUUCUCCCUAUCGCAGUCUCUCGCAUCGAGCGGGUUGCUAGCAUUGAAGAAGAGAUGAUGUACAGAAUAACAGAGAGGGGUUAUAGGUGAUAGAGGUGCGAGAUUGGGUUAUACGCCAUCGUGUGAAGGUGUAGCCAAUGGGUAUGUACGCUUCUGCGAGUAUUGACUGUUCUUUCUGUAUCCUCCACUGUCCUUCCUGGACCAACGAACAAGAAACGAUCAUCUUACGACUAUCAC